GAAGAAGGCUGUUAAUCACGCAGAUAGGAUGAUGGCCGAUGUUAAUAAACAUGGGAACACCAUCUUGCAUCUUACAGCCUAUGAGUGCAAGUAGGGUCAUUUUCUCGCAACUCAUUUUGGACCUAUAAACCGAAUGUCGUGGGAUGUGUUUUGGUUCAAGCGUGUACAGAAUGACUCUCAUCCACAUUUGAUAUAUCAUCGAAACAUUGAGGGUAAGACACCAAAAGAACUAUUUGAGGAAGAGCACAAGGACAUGAUAAAUAAAGCUGAGAAAGUAGUCAAAGAUAUUAAUAGCUGCUUGAUGCUUGUUUCUACUCUAAUAGGCACGGUCAAUUAUGCAGCACUUUUUACUAUCCCUGGUGGUUUCGAUCAAGACAAGGGCCUGCCAAUUUUUUUCACAAAAGCAAAAAAUGGACGAGAGGAUCUGCAGUUGUUCAUGGUUUAUGUAGGAGGAAGUCUGGUUGCUUCUUUAUUGGGUUUGGGAACUCAGCUUUCAAUACAAGUGUCACGGUUCAACAGUAAUGAUUUUUACAUUUCAUUGCCGUUGAAAUUUCUUUGUACAAUCACGUCCUUGUUCUAUGCUGCAGCCUUCUCAAUCACAGCAUGCUUCCAAAUCUUCAUCAUUUAGGGUGCCUGCAUAAAUUCAUAUUUUGCGGUGAUGGUGCUUGCCUGUAUAUUUAUGACCAUUGUUUACACGGACGCAUUAUACUUGACCUAUGAUUACUUGUACUACGUAAUUCGUUAUUCGCUUGCUUAUAGAGGCCAGAAAAUGUAAGUCUGCAGCUGGGUUGGUACCUGUUUUAAGAUCAUGUUUGUGUUUGUGUGCAAUUUAAGUGUGACUAUACAUGUGAGACAGAUAUAUGU
This is a messenger RNA of Camellia sinensis, 864 nucleotides long. Lineage: Eukaryota; Viridiplantae; Streptophyta; Magnoliopsida; Ericales; Theaceae. The record is from RefSeq and is a predicted model, not a curated record.